AUGAACGACGUAUCGUCGUCGUCUUGUUUAUGGCUAGGAGAGGGUGAAGGUGGGCGCGAGGAGGCAGGCGACGGCUGUAACUUGGCAAUAGACAGCUGGGAGACAGACUUGGUUGCGCUUGUGUGUGAAUUGAUGGUUGAGGAGUCGAGGAUAGUGACGGGUGGCGCGGCGAAAGGACUAGUAAGGAAACAUUGA
Molecule: messenger RNA, 195 nt
Organism: Serpula lacrymans var. lacrymans S7.9
Lineage: Eukaryota; Fungi; Basidiomycota; Agaricomycetes; Boletales; Serpulaceae
Exons: 1
Coding region: 1-195 (64 amino acids)
Source: RefSeq, a predicted model, not a curated record